Loxodonta africana (African savanna elephant) is the source of this 3797-nucleotide messenger RNA. It is a transcript of the gene SAP130, whose product is annotated as Sin3A associated protein 130. Bases 135 to 3365 code for a protein of 1076 amino acids. Gene Ontology annotation, cellular component: Sin3-type complex. Gene Ontology annotation, biological process: negative regulation of transcription by RNA polymerase II. The record is from RefSeq and is a predicted model, not a curated record. NCBI's taxonomy places the organism in Eukaryota, Metazoa, Chordata, Mammalia, Proboscidea, Elephantidae. The transcript is spliced from 22 exons.
GGGUAGAGGGCUAGCGCUCCGGAGGCGGCGGCAGCGGGUCCGGAGCCGGAGGACGUCUGCCCCAGGGGCUGAGAGCGCAAAGGACUGAGCCCGAGGCGGCGCGGCGGCCACUAGGCGCAGGCACCUAGGUGGAAAUGAGUUCUCAACAGUUUCCUCGUUUAGGAACCCCUUCCACUGGGUUGGGCCAAGCUCCUUCACAGAUUUCAAACAGUGGCUCUGCAGGAUUGAUAAACCCAACUGCUACAGUCAACGAUGAACCUAGUCGAGAUGCUGAAGUCACUGCCAGGGAGCACCUGGGUCCCAGCAGCUCCCUCCAGUCCCGUGAGGAGAAGCAAGAGCCUGUCGUGGUAAGGCCCUAUCCGCAGGUCCAGAUGUUGUCCACACACCAUGCUGUUGCAUCGGGCACACCUGUCACAGUGACAACCCCACCAGCACAUCUGACGCCAGCGGUACCACUCUCAUUUUCGGAGGGACUUAUGAAGCCACCCCCGAAGCCCACCAUGCCUAGCCGUCCUAUUGCUCCUGCUCCACCUUCUACCUUGUCACUUCCCCCAAAGGUUCCAGGGCAGGUUACCGUUACCAUGGAGAGUAGCAUCCCUCAAGCUUCAGCCAUUCCUGUGGCAACAAUCAGUGGACAACAGGGACAUCCCAGUAACCUGCAUCAUAUCAUGACCACAAAUGUACAGAUGUCUAUCAUUCGCAGCAACGCUCCUGGGCCCCCUCUUCACAUAGGAGCUUCUCAUUUACCUCGAGGUGCAGCUGCUGCUGCGGUGAUGUCCAGCUCUAAAGUAACCACGGUCCUGAGGCCGACGUCCCAGCUGCCGAACGCUGCCGCUGCGCAGCCAGCCGUGCAGCACAUCAUUCACCAGCCUAUCCAGUCUCGUCCACCCGUGACCACCUCUAAUACCAUCCCUCCUGCCGUGGUGGCAACUGUCUCAGCCACCAGAGCCCAAUCUCCGGUCAUUACUACAACGGCAGCACAUGCCACCGAUUCAGCACUGAGUCGGCCAACUUUGUCUAUCCAACAUCCACCAUCUGCAGCAAUUAGUAUUCAGCGUCCUGCCCAGUCACGGGAUGUCACAACAAGAAUCACACUACCGUCUCACCCAGCAUUAGGGACGCCAAAACAGCAGCUUCAUACCAUGGCUCAGAAGACGAUUUUCAGUACUGGUACGCCAGUAGCUGCAGCAACGGUAGCACCUAUUUUGGCAACCAACACCAUUCCUUCAGCAACCACAGCUGGAUCUGUGUCACACACACAAGCUCCCACGAGUACAAUUGUCACCAUGACAGUGCCCUCACAUUCAUCGCAUGCUACUGCUGUGACCACCUCAAACAUCCCCGUUGCUAAGGUCGUGCCCCAGCAGAUCACACACACGUCUCCCCGGAUCCAGCCUGACUACCCCGCAGAGAGGAGCAGUCUAAUUCCCAUUUCAGGACAUCGGGCCUCUCCAAACCCUGUGGCCAUGGAAACCCGAAGUGACAACAGACCAUCUGUUCCUGUUCAGUUUCAAUACUUUUUGCCAACUUAUCCGCCAUCUGCAUACCCGCUGGCCGCGCACACAUAUACGCCCAUCACCAGCUCAGUAUCCACCAUCCGACAAUAUCCAGUUUCAGCUCAGGCUCCAAACUCUGCCAUCACAGCUCAGACUGGUGUUGGGGUGGCAUCUACAGUACAUCUAAACCCCAUGCAGUUGAUGACAGUGGACGCAUCUCAUGCUCGACAUAUCCAAGGGAUCCAACCAGCACCCAUUAGUACCCAGGGGAUACAGCCAGCCCCCAUCGGAACACAGGGAAUACAGCCGGCCCCAAUUGGGACACAGGGGAUUCACUCAGCAGCCCCAAUCAGCACGCAGGGACUGCAGCCUGCACCGCUGGGUACUCAGCAGCCUCCGCCUGAAGGAAAGACUUCAGCAGUGGUGUUGGCCGAUGGAGCCACAAUUGUAGCCAACCCUAUUAGCAAUACAUUCAGUGCUGCUCCAGCAGCCACCACUGUGGUCCAGACCCACAGCCAGAGUGCCAGCACCAACGCGCCAGCCCAGGGCUCAUCACCGCGGCCAAGCAUACUCCGGAAGAAACCAGCCACUGAUGGAACGGCAGUUCGGAAAACCCUCAUUCCUCCGCAGCCUCCUGAAGUGGCCAGUCCGCGAGUGGAGAGCUGUGUGCGGAGCACAUCCGGGUCUCCUAGGCCUGCAGGUGCCAAACCUAAGUCGGAAAUCCACGUAUCCAUGACCACUCCCGUCACUGUGUCCGUGGAGGCAGUGUCUAAUCAAAGUAACGACCAGCCCACCAUUGCAGUCCCUCCCACUGUGCAGCAGCCUACACCAACCAUUCCAGCCAUGAUUGCAGCAGCUAGUCCCCCAGCACAACCAGCGGUCGCCCUUUCAACCAUUCCUGGAGCGGUCCACAUCACUCCUCCCAUCACCACCAUUGCAUCUGCCCCGCCACCAUCAGUAGCUGUGGGCGGCAGUCUCUCCUCUGUUUUGGCCCCUCCUGUUCCUGAAAUAAAAGUUAAAGAAGAAGUGGAACCCAUGGACAUCAUGAGGCCAGUUUCUGUAAAACAGAAAGUAAGAUCAUCAACUGAGAGUGAGGAUGGUGAAGGAGGUGCUGGAGCAGUUCCUCCACUGGCCACCAACACUGUGUCUCCAUCUCUUGCAUUGCUGGCUAACAACCUGUCCAUAGCUACAAGUGACCUACCACCUGGUGCCUCUCCAAGGAAAAAGCCCCGAAAGCAACAGCAUGUGAUCUCAACAGAAGAAGGUGAUAUGAUGGAGACAAAUAGCACUGAUGAUGAGAAGUCUACCGCCAAGAGUCUUCUAGUGAAGGCUGAGAAGCGCAAGUCUCCGCCGAAAGAGUAUAUCGAUGAGGAAGGUGUGAGGUAUGUCCCCGUGCGGCCAAGACCUCCCAUUACUUUGCUUCGUCACUAUCGGAACCCCUGGAAAGCUGCUUACCACCACUUUCAGCGGUACAGUGAUGUCCGGGUCAAAGAGGAGAAAAAAGCUAUGCUGCAGGAAAUAGCUAAUCAAAAAGGAGUAUCCUGUCGUGCUCAAGGCUGGAAGGUCCACCUCUGUGCCGCCCAGUUACUACAGCUGACGAAUCUAGAGCAUGAUGUUUAUGAAAGACUCACCAACUUACAGGAAGGGAUUAUCCCAAAGAAAAAAGCGGCAACUGACGACGAUCUGCACCGAAUAAACGAGCUGAUACAGGGAAAUAUGCAGAGGUGUAAACUGGUGAUGGAUCAAAUCAGUGAGGCCAGAGACUCCAUGCUUAAAGUGUUAGAUCAUAAGGACCGUGUCCUGAAGCUGCUAAACAAGAACGGAACUGUUAAGAAAGUGUCCAAAUUGAAGCGGAAGGAAAAAGUCUAGGCCCAGGAGAAUCAGGACUUUGGAAACAGAAUUUAUGAAUAAUGAUGGUAGGGGUGGGGUGGGGGGGUUGGCUAUUUUCAAAGUGGAACAUUGAAAUAAAGGAAGCCUUCCUUAACUCACAUGUGAAAGCAGAGGGACCUAUGGCACCCAGUGGCAGGAAGGAUCAGAGCCAGCUGGCACCGUGAGCCCACUUCUUGCUUUCACAUGUUUCCCUUUCAAACUUGCUCUGCGAUCAUUAAUGACUCCUGAUGUGUCAGUGUCUGCCAGUUGGAAUCAGUGACACAAAUGGCUGGCUGGCAUUUUUCAGCCUCUGGUUUAUAAACUAUAUUUAUCUGGUGGAUUCCUGCAGGACCCACACUGAGCCUGGACUGAACAUAUCCACUUGGACCAUCUGGUAUCUCUCUACACUGAAAAUAAAACCUCUUCCCCUCA